UUAAAACACUGUUGUUGGCAAUAGAAAGGCUCUGGUCAUUCGACUUUAAAACAACAAACACCAGCAUUUGCUUUUCCUGGAAACUUCGAUUUCUGCUUAAAGCUUGUGCAUUUGGCCUCCUGUGAAAGUGAAAGAGAAAAACUCGGUGUGGUAGAACCAGAUGCAGAGAAAGCCAAGUCGGUGGAUGGUAUUAGCUGUGGCGAGGCAUUGUUCAUUGCUGCCUCUCGGUUACGUUUAAAGCCUGAAAUAUCACGAGAUCCAUUCAGUGGUCCUUCUCUCAUUCAAGGGACAAAAAUGUAAUUUGCUGUAGCUCUGAUUUCUUGGAUGGAAAUGCUAGCCUUAGAUUUCAAAGGCAAGAACUAGACAUCGCGGUUUGUACACACAUUGAUUAAGUUGAAGAGCGGCGAUUACAUCUGUGCUGAGAGCGACAGUAGUCCAGGGCUGACUUUUCAAAUCCCAACCUCCUGAGUUACAGACUCUCUUAAAUAGACUUCCUUAAUUUCCGGAUGUACUUCUUGAUAUUCCCAAUCUCUUCAAAAUUCCUGGGAAAAUUACAAGGAAGAUGAGAGUGGGGGUGGGGAGCCAUGGCUGAGAGACUUCAUCUUGUCAAGCAAACUACCUUUUUGAAUGUCUGAUUUCUGUUUGUUUGAUUUUCUUACGAUUUUUUUCUUUUUUCCUUUUCUUUUUCUCUUUUUGAGUCAUACCUGCUCCUGCUGGCCAGAUCACAGCAGGGGAAACUGGAACUUUUGAAUAUGAAGAAAGAAAUUAUUGUGCAUUUUUUUCUUACAGGUUCAGAAAUAUCCGUUCAUUCUUUAACCUCACAGAUGUGUCUAUUUUGGGAGGAAGGAGGAAACAUGUAGAUGCCUGGGCUGUAUUUAUGCUGUAGUUACAAACACGGAAGAUUUUGCUGAAUUUUGCAAAGCAGCCAACCACCCAUCUGAGAUCCUGCAAAUGCAAGCGGAAAGACCCUUUCCCUCGAUUGGCAAUAUUUGGAUAUCCUUGAAAACGACAGCAAACCAUGCUAGUGACUAAGAAGAGGUUAAACCAGACUGAUAUUCAUCCAAAGUGAUUUUGUUAAAACAGAUCCUGGCUUUCACAUGGGGGAAAUGGGAGCUGUGGAAGAUUCAUCUAAACUACCAGCCGAACCAUCACCGACCACUGAAAUGGUCUGCACCAAACAUCAGCACUUUCUUCUCGUUUUUAUGUAAAACUUCUGGCAGCACCUUGGGGAGCUUCCGUUUUCUUCCCUUUGCUGCAGAAGGAAGUGUCUGCUCCCUGGGAUUCUGACCUGUGGACGGGACCCUGGCUAAAGCCUGUGCCGGACACGACACUCAAAUGACCUCCCAUCUCCUCCAGGCUGCUUAAUCGUGAAAAGUGUACUCAUUUUUGGCUUAUCUGUGCUUUGUUGUGGGCCUGAAGAGAAACUACCUUCUCCUGCCCCACUCCUCAGCAAAGAAGCGAAUUGUUACUUGUUCCUGAGCUGGAGCCUGGAACUGCUUUCUUGGAUGCCUUGAGACACACGCAGCAUCUGGCGGAGGAUUAACAUACAUACAUGUGUAUGUAUGCGUCACGUAUAUAUUUACUGCAAAUGGUGGGGAUCAUUUAGUGCCCGAGAUGGGAGACCUGAAGUCAGGUUUCGAAGAGGUGGAUGGCGUGAGGCUCGGCUACCUCAUCAUUAAAGGAAAGCAAAUGUUUGCUCUCUCCCAAGUCUUCACAGAUCUGCUGAAAAACAUCCCGAGGACGACCGUGCACAAGCGCAUGGAUCAUCUGAAAGUGAAAAAGCACCACUGCGACCUGGAGGAGUUGCGGAAACUCAAAGCAAUCAACAGUAUCGCCUUCCACGCGGCCAAAUGCACGCUCAUCUCCCGGGAAGAUGUAGAAGCGCUCUACACCUCCUGCAAAACCGAGCGUGUGCUCAAGACCAAGCGAAGGAGGGUCGGUCGGGCCCUGGCCACAAAGGCGCCGCCGCCAGAGCGCGCCGCCGCCGCCAGCCCCCGCCCGGCUUUUUGGAAGGACAGGCACCAACUUUGGCGGGGCCUGAGCGGAGCCGCGCGGCCCCUGCCAAUCAGCGCGCAGUCCCAGCGUCCCGGCGCCGCCGCCGCGCGCCCCGCCGCCCAUCUACCUCAGAUUUUUAGCAAAUACCCGGGCUCGCACUACCCGGAGAUCGUUCGCUCGCCUUGCAAACCCUCUUUAAACUAUGAAACUGCCCCGCUGCAGGGAAACUACGUCGCCUUCCACUCGGACCCCGCUUAUUUUCGGAGCCUGCUGUGCAGCAAGCACCCGGCUGCCGCCGCCGCCGCCGCCGCCGCCGCCGCUGCCGCCGCCGCCGCCGCCGCCGCCUACUACCAGGCGGCCGGGCCCCAGCCCAAGGCGGCGACCGCGGGCGCGGGCGGCCCGGUGAGCCUGGCCUACCGCUGCAAGCGCAAGCGCGGGGGCUCCAAGAACUGCCUGCUCGCGCCGCCUCACGCCGGCGCCCGGCGCCUGCUGCUGCUGCCCAAGUCCUACAAAGCCAAGGCGGCGGCGGCGGCGGCAGCGGCGGCGGCGGCGGCGGCGGCGGCGGCCGCCGGGGCCACUUGCUUGGAGAGGUUUCAUCUGGUCAACGGCUUCUGCCCGCCUCCCCCCCACCACCACCAUCAUCACCACCAUCAUCAUCACCAUCACCACCGGGCCCAGCAGCCAACGCCGAGUCACCACCCCCCUCACCACCACCGGUCGCAGCCCCAUCUAGGAAGCUUUCCCGAGAGUUGUAGCAGCGACUCCGAGUCCAGCUCCUACUCCGACCAUGCGGCCAAUGACUCGGAUUUUGGCUCCAGUUUGUCCAGCUCCAGCAACUCCGUGUCCUCAGAGGAAGAGGAGGAGGAAGGAGAGGAGGAGGAGGAAGAGGAGGAGGAAGAGGGGGGCAGCGGGGCCUCGGAUUCCAGUGAAAUCAGUUCCGAGGAGGAGGACUCAUCCACGGAGUCAGACUCCAGCUCCGGGUCCAGCCAAGUGUCAGUGCAGAGCAUCCGUUUCAGGCGCACCAGCUUCUGCAAGCCUCCCAGCGUGCAGGCACAGGCCAACUUCUUGUACCAUCUGGCCUCCGCCGCCGCUGCAACCAAACCCGCUGCUUUCGAGGAUGCCGGCCGACUUCCCGACCUCAAGAGUAGUGUCAAAGCCGAGUCGCCAGAGGAGUGGAAUCUGCAGAGCUGGGCUCCCAAAGGGGCUCCGGUGUACUGCCGGGCCAGCAUGGGGAGUUGUUUCCCAGAGAUAAGAAACGAUAGGGUAUCUGAGAUUACAUUCCCACACUCUGAAAUUUCCAGUACUGUAAAGAGAACUGACCUGACAAUUAACUGCCUGGCAGAGGGGGCCUCUUCACCUAGCCCAAAGACAAACAAUGUGUUUCCACAACAAAGAAUACUCCGAGAGGCUAGGAACUGCCUACAAGCAACUCCUACUACACACUGUGCUGAGAACAGCACAAUAGCCGCUAGGUUCUUAGAUAAUGAUUCGUGUGGAACAACAGCAAAUUCAGGAAAAGAUUCCAAAAUCCCUCAUUGUCCUGAAUUUGCUACGGGUUUGCCCUCUCCUCAAACUGAUCCCGGAGUGGAUGCAGCAGCAGCAGUGGCAGCGGCAGCGGCAGCAGCAGCAGCAACUAAAGCUGAGAGUCUCUGCACUGACACAGGCAAGACGUUGCCAUUUCUGCACAAUAUUAAAAUCAAAGUAGAAGACAGUAGUGCUAAUGAAGAAUAUGAACCUGAUCUUAUUACAAAUAAGCUAAAGUGGGAGUGCAAUGAUACCGAGGGUGAGUUUUACAGUGUGACUGAGAAGAAAGAGGAGGACACCUUGUUACCCACAGCCAAGGAAGGCUUUGCAUGCCCUGAGAAAGAAACGCCUUCCUUAAACCCUCUGGCUCAGAGUCAGGGCCUCUCAUGCACUUUAGGAUCUCCAAAACCUGAGGAUGGGGAAUAUAAAUUUGGUGCCAGGGUGAGAAAAAAUUACCGGACACUAGUACUGGGCAAACGACCAGUCCUUCAGACACCUCCAGUCAAACCAAAUUUGAAAUCAGCUAGAAGCCCUCGUCCUACAGGUAAAACUGAGACACAUGAAGGAACACUGGAUGACUUUACAGUUUUAAACAGACGCAAAAAGGUAGCCAGCAAUGUAGCAUCAGCAGUGAAAAGGCCAUUUAAUUUCAUGGCAAAUUUUCCUUGUCCACCUUCACUCAUUAUUGGGAAGGAUGGGGAUUUGUGGCCAGCGUAUUCCUUAAACACCACUAAGGAUUCCCAACCUCCUCACAAGGCCCAUCCUAUAUGGAAAUGGCAGCUGGGCGGUUCUGCAAUACCUCUUCCACCUAGUCACAAAUUCAGGAAAUUUAAUUCAUAAAAAAAAUGUUUUGGAAGAUAUUUUCUUGAACCAUAUUACCUUCCUUUUGUUGUAAACUGCACAGGAUGGCUUGUACCAAGUCCAUUAAUGGUGUUACACCCCCUUUGGAGUCCUGGUUUAUCGCAUUUUGAAGACAGAAAUCGGAUUACUUUUUUUUCCCAUUGCGGGUUUUUUUUUUUUUUUUUUUUUAGGGUGGGGGCGGGGUGGGAGAAGGGUUGGUUUACAUACCACAGACUACUUCAGGCUAAAGACUCAAGUAAAACUCAGUUAUUAUGGUAGAGCUGGAACACUUUACUGUUUCAAUGCUAAUAAUGCACCGGUACCUCAAUUCAACUGCUACAAAUAAAUGUCAAAAGGUUGAAUAAUAAAUAUUACAAUGAGCCAUUAAGUUUAUGCACUAGUUUUCAGACCUGAAAGUGUAACUGGUAUUCAGUGGAAGUUUGUUAGGUUACAUGGUUACACAAUGAGACCUGAAAGUGUAACUGGUAUUCAGUGGAAGUUUGUUAGGUUACAUGGUUACACAAUGAGGCAGCAAGAAGUUUCUGUGAGCCCAAAUGUAAUUUUCUGGAGCUCUUAUUUGUGGGGUGUCUCUUUUUUAAAAAACCCCGAUCCCCUUUCCAAGAGUAGUUGCACUUAACUGUUUUGUUUUUGUUGUUCUUGUUUUUGUUUUUAAUGGAAAGAUUGGGGCAUGCCUCCUGAUUGGAUGCUGAUUUAAAAGCUGCCUUUUGUGUGAGAAGUAAAAGAAAUACUUUUUUUUUUAAAGGAUGUGCUUUUUUUUUUCACCUUUACAGUCACUCCUUGCAAUUGGAAAAGUCCCUUCUGUGCUCUCACCCAAACAUUUAAAAUAGGAUGACUUGCUGCGAUCCUGCUUAUCUUCUGAUCUGAAGAUAACUCUUCAAGCUUUCAAAACAAUUAAAACAUUUCUCUUAAUAGCAGGAUGUUUAAUGGUCUAACUCAUCCUAGUGACCAAGCAGUAAAUACAACCAAGAAAAAGAGUCAUAACACCACACCCCAAGAGAAAAAACUGAUUUCAGGGCUUUUUGGUAUCAGAACUCAGGCACUUGGAUUUUAUUACCUUAUGCUUUUUUCUGCAUCUCUCUAAACUUCUGUUUCAGGCCAUCCUGUGUAUAAAACAGGAGAGUUUCUACUGCAAGUGACAAUCAGAGGUGACUAUCUAUAUUUGCACUUAAAAUCAAAGUAGCUCCACAUGCAAAUGGUCUACCCUUGGUAAGGCUAUGCUGGUGUACUGUAUUGUAAAGAUGAGAGCAGUAAAUCAAAAUUAUGGAAAUUUGCACUGUUGAAAAGCAUGCUUUAGCUUUAUUUUCAAUUAAAAACACUGUUUAAAAUUCCUGGUUCCAUAGAUUUCUACUUAUUCCAGAUUGAAGAAGGGUAACAAGAAUGAAUGGCUUUGUUGACAUUUCCACUUGUAAUGUUUUUGCCUGAAAGAAAUGCGUUUAUUGGGUGCAGUUUUGUGGUAAUACUUUGUGAUGAGACCAAUCAGGUUCUGGGCAUAACACUGGCAAACUUCCUCUCAAAUAACAGAAAAACUUUUCAAACUUGUCACAGACCAACUAUUAAAAAGUUUCAUAUUUAAGAAAGUAAAGCAAAGAUCAGUUGUUAUUUUAAUGAAAGUUGAAUCUAAUAAUUCUUGGGUCACCAAAUUAUGUAUCUUAGAUCCUUGUUAUCUUUAGUCUAAGAGGUUGCAUCUAUAGACCAUAAAUCACAAAGCAAAACAAAACACCAAUGAAAUGUUUACUAUGUGAAUUUAAAUCAUUAUUUCUCAUGGAAAUUCAGCUAUUUAUUUUCCUUAACCUUUUAAUGCCUACUCCCUUUGAAAUUUUCCUUUUGUCUAUAAAAGUUUCAGAUAGUUCUGGAUGGUCUCAGACCUAAUUGCUGUGUAUGAUCUGUGCUUUUCCUCCUGCUGUAAAGGACAGAGGCUGAGAAUGCCUGCAUCCAGAUGCAUGUGCAUGGAGAGAGCAGAUGCUCUGAGCUGCCCUCCUUCCUUUCCUACAUGUUGCCAGAUGUAGGCUCACUGGAUUUUGUUUUUAUUGGAAUCAUAGAUAUGGUCAAAGCAAAAAUUGGGGAAUGUUAUUCUUGAAUACAUGUUAGUCUAUAUUUCCAAAGACUAGUCCAUAUUCUCAGUUAAAAGUCCCAGAAACCUGAACUGGCUUCUGAGCUUGAGUCCUUUCCUCUUUGGAAGGCAAUGCAGGAUCUAGGGACAGUGAGUUGUCUUUAUAAAGAAAAACAAAACAAACAAACAAACAAAAAAAAACAAAAGCAAAGCAGUCUGUAAAAAGUAUGACACCUACACAGGGGAAGUCUGUAAUUUCCACUCUUUUAAUUAGUGACAAGACGAGAAAGUUCAAGUACAGAGACUGCUGCAUUUAGACUUUCCAUGGUGGCUACAGACUGUUACCAAAUUAUAAACUGAGAAUCUAUUUUAAGUCUACAGAUCUUGAGUGUGGAAGACUGUAAGAUGGAAUAAAUACAAAUUAAGACAAAUAUCCCAUAUAAUUUUGGACAAAAUAUGAGGCUCCAGCUUGGACACUUGGUCCCCAAUCCUCAGAGUAUCAAUAGGUUCAGCUUCUAGGAGCUGCUAAUGAGCAGAAUGGGGGCUGAGGCAUACCAGAGUGAUACCAUCAAGAGGGAAGCUAUUGAGUAGUCAACAUAAAUUUUAUCCCACGGUGUCCCUGUAAGACACCAGCCACAGCAAACCCUGAGGUGGGGCUUUCUGUCACUAAAGUGUACUACAUAGUAAGUCUUAGUGUGCAAAUCUAAGGUAUUCUUUCAACUCCUAGUAGCCCUCAUCUGGUUUCCCAUCCUGCUGUGGGAAUUAGUCCCAGAACAGUUUAUUUUAUUUGGGUUGUUUUAUGAUUAAAGACAAUUUCUAGGUCUUUCUCAGCUGCUAUAAAUGUCACAUUUGUUCAAAAGUUAAGCCUUACUGAGGAAAAGCAAAAGUUACCUCCAUUGACAGGUUGAAUUUUUACAUUUAAAUGUUUUCAGGGAAUGGGUUUGUUCCUUUAAGUCCUGAAAGGCUCUAGGGCCACUGGUUCCUGUGUCUAAAUUAGCUCAACAGACAUGGGGAAAGUGUAAGAGAAAUCCCUUUCUCUGACUUUUUGGUGAAGCAAACUUAUUCCAGGUAAUUUCCUGAUAAGCCUGUGAAGUGAAAAUUUAAUUAUUUUUUAAAGAGAUGUGUGUACUUUCUUUCCCAGUCAGGUUAUCUGCCUUAUAGAAAAAUACAGCUUUCCCCCAUCCCCUAUUUACUUUUUAGAAUGGGUGUUCCUGUCUAUUGCCUUACUUGAUUACAGUGGAGUAACCUCAAUAAUGGUUGUUUAUUUGAAAACCAACAAGGAGCCCCCACUAAACAGCAAUAACACAAACUAGAUGGGCUGAUGUGUGGAUUUUUAUCUUAUUUGUGUCUGGGUGACUUUCAGUGGUCUAGAAAUUCCACAAAGUUCUUAACUAACAAGAAUUAGGCUGGAAAUUUCUUCUGAUAUGAGAAUGGGAGUUUUGUUUGCACACAGGAGAAGAUGUAGGUGAAAGUAAUUCCCCGAAAGCAUUGUUUUUCUUUCAAAGAAAACAAAAAUACAGUGAAAUUUUCCUUUAAAAAAAAAAACAAUAAAACAGCACCUAUAAAAGAAAGAAAUGUGACUUUUGCUUCACCUUGAAAACAUCUUCCUGCUGAAAAGGACAUGUGGAGGGAGGGAUUUCCCAGCGCCCAAAUAGGAAGGAGAAAAAAAAAUUUCAAGGCUCUCUACCAGCUAAACUCAGUAAAUUGGCAAGGAGAAAACAGGGCAUCUAUUUUCAGGCGUCAGUCCUCCCUGUCACCUCUGUUAUCUCCAGGAUUCUCCUUUUCCCUGUGAGGAACAGCUACCUUCCCUCUGGCUUGGGUUAUAGUUUGCUCCCUAGGCCAAAGGGCAUUCUACAAACUAGCCUGGGGGUUGGGUACUUAAGGCCUAUCCAGGAGGUGGGGAAGGGCCGCAUUUUACCUGUUUGGCAGGCCCUCUUUUGCUUUAAAAAACGGAGAAGAGGAAGGGGGUAGGCAGCUAUCAGUCUUUGCCCAUGCCCUAGGCCCCUGCUACUCUAGCUCCUUUUCAAACUGUGGAGGCCUCACAAGCUCCUACUUUAAAAGGCCUGAGAUGUUUUGCAUGAAGCCCUCACAAUAGGGGUUGAGGGAAUUGACAGUUUCAAAAACAAGGCCUUCAGUCCUUUCCAGCUGCCGGCCUGCUCUCCCGCACCAACUCCUGGUUCCUCUCUGCUGGUGGCGUCCUCGGCAGUGCACAGCCUCCCUUCCAGCCCUCAAACCCGCGCACAGGCCGGCCCCACCCCGCCCCCAGGCUGUGUUUGUAAACAGGGGUCAGUGGCCAGGGGCUGCUGGCGCGGGCUUCGGCCUACUGGCCUGGGAGGAAAGACCAGGGACUCUGGAGCCAGCCAAAGGCUGCAGGCAAAUGGCUGAGAGGGUUUCCAGGGUUGCUUUCCGCAGCCACCGAGCUCUGGGCACUUUACAGACUCAGAGCAUCCUUGGGUUCUUCGACCAGGGCCACCAUCAUCACCAAAAAGAUGUUUAAGUGCCGCCAUUUUGCAUGGUGGCAAACAAAUUUCUUUGUGACUUUUCUUUUCCCGCCCAGAUCUUGCUCUCCUCUGAUUGUGCGACGAUUUCGCUCCUCCAGGCAGAAGAGCCUGCACCCCAGCUCGUCCUGCGCAGCCUCCAGUCCAAGAGGCCAUAAGGCCGAGAGCAGAGGGCAGCUAGGCGCGUCGGCCACCUAGGGCCUUCUCUCCAUCAGAGUGGACUGCUUCCCCUCAGUUUGAACUUCUCUUGAGUCCUGAAGUCAUCGCCCAUGCCUGCACUUGCUGUCCUGUAUUUCUCACCUUCUUGCCCAGGUCUCAUUCCUCCUCCCCAGGCAAAAGAGACCCAGAUCUUUGCAUUGCUUAGAGGAUUCCGAGGCCUCCAAAAUGCGCUUGUAAGAGGCAAGUGGGCAAAGGGCCGGGGCCAGCAUGGCUGCGGAUCUCCUCUUGGAAACAGGCUCAGGAGCAGAGGCCUAACGUGUGGGGAGGGAGCACGCUGGCCAGGCCCGGUGCAACUCCUAGAGUGGGAAUAACGUGGUGCCAGGCCUGCUUGCUUUGGUUUGGUGGUUCCUAUCCCUUGGAACUUCUUUCAGUGCAUCUGCAAGUGGAAUGAUGACCUGGAAACGGGGAAACGUGAGACAGUGACCUGGAAACCCACCCUCGGCUGGGAGGUUGGAGUGCAGCAAUGCAAACAAAGCUGCUACUGGGGAAGAGGGGAAACAGAGGUGCUCAGCGCAUAGGUCACAGGAAAGUGCAACAAGCUUGUUUUCCCGGGUGUUUAAAAUGCAGCCCCAGUUGUAAAGUGUGUGAAAUUACGCACUGGUCUCUUAAAGAGUGCCUAAUUUAUAGUAAAUAGCAAGGUCUUUGUAAAU
Molecule: messenger RNA, 9797 nt
Organism: Mastomys coucha (southern multimammate mouse)
Lineage: Eukaryota; Metazoa; Chordata; Mammalia; Rodentia; Muridae
Gene: Skida1
Product: SKI/DACH domain containing 1
Exons: 2
Coding region: 1615-4359 (914 amino acids)
Source: RefSeq, a predicted model, not a curated record